GUCGCUCUGUGUACACACACACACACACUGCUUCUGGGACGACCCAUAGCCUGUGCGCGUGUACGCGUGUGAGUGUGUGUAUGUGUUACACACUCGCUCGGCAGCUGUUGAAUUAAUCCGAAGUUGAAGUUUGGAGUGAUAUUACGCCACCAUCAUCUUCUUCAUCAUCCUCAUCCUCAUCGAUAUCAGUCGGAGUUCCAGCUGAAGAGUGUGUGGACGCUAGGCUGGCUCUUCCUGGGGUGUAAGGCACUGAGCGCCUGUCAGCAUGGACGCCCAACUACAAGGCCAGCAGCCACCAAUAGCAGUGUUUCAGCCACAGAAGCCGCUACAGCCAGAGAUGGGCUACAACAGCUUAGCCAACUAUUACAUUGAGAAGAAGAUUGGACGAGGGCAGUUUAGCGAGGUCUAUCGGGCAAAAUACUUGAUAGACAACACUUCAGUAGCUUUGAAAAAAGUUCAGAUAUUCGAUCUGAUGGAUGCCAAAGCCCGGCAAGAUUGCAUCAAAGAGAUAGAUCUCCUGAAGCAACUCAACCACCCCAACGUAAUUAAAUAUCACGCAUCAUUCAUCGAGGAGAACGAGCUAAAUAUAGUGCUGGAGCUGGCGGACGCCGGGGACCUCUCACGUAUGAUAAAGCAUUUCAAGAAACAGAGGAGGCUGAUCCCUGAAAAGACGGUAUGGAAGUACUUUGUUCAACUGUGCAGCGCACUGGAGCACAUGCACUCCCGGCGUGUAAUGCACAGAGAUAUUAAACCGGCCAACGUCUUCAUCACUGCUACUGGAGUGGUGAAACUAGGCGACCUGGGUCUGGGCCGCUUCUUCAGCUCCAAAACCACCGCCGCACACUCUCUAGUGGGCACCCCUUAUUACAUGUCUCCCGAGAGGAUACACGAAAACGGAUAUAACUUCAAAUCUGACAUCUGGUCGCUAGGCUGUCUGCUGUAUGAGAUGGCGGCUCUUCAGAGUCCAUUCUAUGGGGACAAGAUGAACCUGUACUCGCUGUGUAAAAAGAUCGAGCAGUGCGACUACCCUCCUCUACCAUCUGAUCACUAUUCAGAAGAGCUGCGAAAGCUGGUAGAUAUGUGCAUCAAUCCGGAUCCGGAGAAGCGGCCUGACAUCACCUACGUGUACGAAAUCGCCAAGCACAUGCACGCUCUGACUCUGGCCAACUGAAUCCAUCCUCCGUCUGCUUCUCCUGACUAAAGCUCACUUCUGGAUGAUGUUUGCCAGCCAUUUAAAAAAAAAAAUCUCCUAUGGCUCAUUGGUUCAUGUUACAGUCAUAUGAUUGCUUCAUUACUGCGAGAAGCUUUAAUCCAAACUUGUGCAGGGUGACUUUAACAAGUCAUCACAUCAUUAUCAACUAUUAAUUCUACUUCUGUGUGGUGUGUAACGCUGAAGCAGAGUCACAGUAGGUGUAAUUACCACACACACACACACACACAUUUGUGCAUGCACAACUUAAAACCAAAGAUUAGAUAUCAGUAUAAAAUGUAGAGCAUAAACAUUAAAAAUGCACAAAACGGUUAUAAACGUCUUUUUUUAACCGAAUCUGUCUUGCACACAAAGGAAUACUGAAGCCUAAAGUGUCUUGCUAUUAUGCGUUUUUUGGAUAUUGGUACAGAUGCUGCAACACCCCUGAUUGUUGAAUGUAAAUGGCUUUUUUUCCAUCUGAAAUGAAACUAAGUGUCUCAUGACACUCCUUCAGAAACCCUAUAAAAGACUGAAUGUCUCCCCUGGUAUAUAUAAAAAAAUAAUCUCAUGUUUCCCUAAAAACAGCUUCUCUGAUUCAGUUGCUUAAAUUGUGUUUUCUAGUUCUAUUAAAAGAGAAUGAAGUCAUCAUGUACAUGUUGCAGGUUGCAUGUGCUUUCAAACUAAUCCAGUGCCUUCAGCCUUAUUAGGAUUUUACAAAAAUAAGGGAACAAACUAGGUGUCAGUUGUCAUUUAUAUUAUCCUUCACAAGACCGGCUAUUUUUAAAAGACUUUUCUGUCUGCUUCAGUCCCCAGAUACCUUUUAUUACUUUGAUAAAAAAAAUAAAUAAAUAAAUACAAGCCUUUUGUAUAAUUUUAGAAUAAAACAGCUGUCUCACUGAAGAGCUAGAGUCAGGAUCGUGGAAUACUUCUGAGGCAAUUAUGGACCAGGACUGAUGAAGGAACAUGAAUAAAAAGUCUAUCAGCUCGACGAUCUUUACGUGAAUAAUCAUACUGCAUAUGCACAUUGCAUCUCUUCAGCUGUUCUAGUUUUUUAAACAAAAAAAUAAAAUAUAUAUAUAUAAACCAACUGCUACAUUGAUCUCACAGACAUAUGACAGACACUGUGUUUCCAGUUUAAACCUCAAUACAAUAAAUUGUGCUAAGUGCCUUUUCUCACCUACACCAAGCCUUGUGCAGUCUGCUUGCCCGGCAAUACCCGAUAAGGUAAAAUCUCUCUUCAGCCUAAUUAGUUUACUGUUGAAAAUUUUUUAAGGUGUUUCAUUUUUGUUUUUACUUUUUUUGUCAGGGGUUUGUUUGGGCUCCUUUAUAAGCAGCAGGUUUUUCCGCCUUGAAAGAUGUUCAGCUCUGUAGGGGGUAUACUCACAGAUCAGUCGACUUGCACGUCUCGGUUAAAGAUAACUUGUCAUUCUUGCACACAGCUCAAGUUCCUCCAUUUCACUGAUGCCCUAUUUGGCCAGAUUACAAACACACUCAGUUCCCACUUCCAUUACGGUUCCACAAGCCUCCGACUUUCUUUACCAUUAUAACAGCUUUUGUGUACGGAACCUUUUGCAUCUAAAGAUUUAUUGAUUUGCUGUGAUAGUAUCCAUGUAAAAUGUUUUCAAGAGUAGUCGAGAGCAUUUUAAGUGUUUACUUUUUGUUCAUUAUUAUUUAGCUAUAAUCGGUUUAUUCCUUUUUUUUUUUUCCUUUAUAAUGUUAACACAAUAACAGUUGCCUCUUGUUGCCUCCUAGAAGCAUAUUUAUCUUGAUAUUAAACUCCGAGACAGAGGGUCAGGGUGAAGAAUCGUCACACAGAAGUGCUGCGGCGUGUGUAUGUAGUGCUCUUGGCGCUAUAUGCUUUUAUUGGCAGUGCUUAAUGGUGAUGUGUUUACAUAUGAAGCCUUUGCAAAACUUGACAAAGAGAGUGGUGCGGAUGAUAAAGCACUGGGUCAUGUUCACUAGUGCACUGCGUUGUGGAUAAUCUCGGGAUUUACAGGCCAAGUACAUGUUGAAAUAGAGAAACUCCACUCCAAGUUUGGCGCUGAUGAACAUGUCUCGGUGAGUCACUCUCUUUGCUUUCACCCAAAAACAUUUUGGGGAGGGGGGAGGGGGAAGGGGCUGAAAACCCACCUGUUAUUUAUUUAUCAUCUUUUGUUUUGUUGUUUUGUUCUUGAUGUCUAACUCAAGAUUAAUACUUUCCAUGUUAACUAAAAGCAAAAUAAAAACAGAACUUCUUUUAUCGCA
Hemibagrus wyckioides is the source of this 3433-nucleotide messenger RNA. It is a transcript of the gene nek7, whose product is annotated as NIMA-related kinase 7. The transcript is spliced from 10 exons. The coding region runs from base 266 to 1171 and encodes 301 amino acids. The record is from RefSeq and is a predicted model, not a curated record. Lineage: Eukaryota; Metazoa; Chordata; Actinopteri; Siluriformes; Bagridae. Gene Ontology annotation, biological process: protein phosphorylation. Gene Ontology annotation, molecular function: ATP binding; protein kinase activity.